Maniola jurtina (meadow brown) is the source of this 2652-nucleotide messenger RNA. RefSeq names its product probable ATP-dependent RNA helicase DDX56 (gene Hlc). Gene Ontology annotation, molecular function: ATP binding; RNA helicase activity; nucleic acid binding. The record is from RefSeq and is a predicted model, not a curated record. Lineage: Eukaryota; Metazoa; Arthropoda; Insecta; Lepidoptera; Nymphalidae. Gene Ontology annotation, cellular component: nucleolus. Bases 170 to 1873 code for a protein of 567 amino acids. The transcript has 10 exons.
UUUAUGGUUUACACCAGCAUUGAGGUGCAAAUAUUUUUAAUCGAUUUUAAGAGAUUUUAAUUACUUUUUAUCUCUGAAAAUCAUUUACUUCUAAACAAAAUGUGAUAAAAGUCAUACAAGUUCUUAUAGAUACACCAUUUUUAAUAGGAAAUUAAAAAAUAAAGGAAUAAUGGCAGACGAGAAAAAGGUUAUGUUCCAUGAAAUGGAGCUGGAUGAUAGAAUUCUAAAGGCUAUAUCCCAGUUAGGAUGGCCACAUCCAACCCUCAUUCAAGAGACAGCAAUCCCUCUAUUACUUGAGGGUAAAGAUGUGCUCAUGCGUGCCAGAACAGGCUCAGGCAAAACUGCAGCCUUUGCCAUUCCAGUUAUACAGAAAAUAUUGAAUCUUAAGAACACAAGUACACACCAGUGCAUUAAGGCCCUUAUACUGUCUCCAAGUAAAGAGUUAUGUGGACAGAUUACCUCAGUAAUAAGUGACCUAACACUCAAAUGUGCCAGAGAGGUGCGUUGUAUAGACAUAUCUUCGAGCGGAGACACCCACAUUCAAAAAUCCUUACUGGCUGACAAACCUGACAUAGUAGUGGCAACUCCGUCCAGGGCGUUGGCACACUUAAAGGCCAAUAACAUGAGGUUGAAGGAUGAGUUGGCAUUAUUGGUCAUUGAUGAAGCUGAUUUAGUGUUUUCUUUUGGAUAUGAGGAUGAAAUUAAAGAACUUCUCAGCUAUCUACCGAAAAUAUACCAAGCAGUGCUGGCCUCAGCAACUCUAUCAGAUGACGUAAUAAGCCUAAAGAAGAUAGUCCUCAGAAACCCUGUGACCCUCAAACUAGAGGAGCCAGAGUUGGCUCCCACGUCACAGUUGCAGCAUUACCAUCUGUUUGCUGAGGAGGAUGACAAGGCGGCCAUAUUGUAUGCACUGCUUAAGCUGAACCUUAUUAGAGGGAAAAGCAUUAUUUUUGUGAGGACAGUUGAUAGGUGCUACAAGUUAAAACUCUAUCUAGAACAGUUCAAAAUAGGCUCGUGCGUACUAAACUCUGAGCUACCGGCGGCAGUCAGGUGUUUAUCUGUUGACCAGUUCAACAGAGGGCGCUACCAGAUCAUAGUGGCUUCAGAUGAAAAGGCGUUGGAGAAACCGGACGGUGGAAUGUUGGCCGGGGAAGAGAUAGGAAACAAGAAAAGACAAAAGUCAAAACGCAAGAAAGACAAAGAGUCUGGCGUAUCAAGAGGUAUAGAUUUCCAGCAUGUUUCCAACGUCAUCAACUUCGACUUCCCUCUCGACGUCACUUCCUACGUGCAUAGAGCGGGACGAACCGCCAGGGGCAACAAUCAGGGUUCCGUACUAUCAUUCGUGUCUAUACGAGAGAAGCCUCUAAUGGAAGCUGUGGAAGAGCAUUUAUCCAAAGGAUUCAAGGGGCAAAAAGUUCUACAGAAAUACGAGUUCGCGUUGGAGGAGGUGGAAGGGUUCCGCUACAGAUCGCGGGACGCGUGGCGCGCGGUGACGCGCGUGGCGGUACGGGAGGCGCGGCUAAAGGAGAUCAAGCAGGAACUUCUCAACUGUAGGAAGUUACAGGGUUAUUUCGAAGAAAACCCGACAGACUUAGCGGCUUUGAAGAGAGAUAAGGCUCUUCACACUGUCCGCGUGCAACCGCAGCUAGCUCACGUACCGGAGUACUUAUUGCCUGCCGCGUUACGCAGCGAGCAAUGCGAUGAUGAUGAUGUGGAGACGCCCGCGCAGCCUAAGAAGAGGAAGCAGGCUCACAAAACCAACUUUGGCAGCGCUAAGAGGCAUAAAUAUCAGGCACGGCAAAGCGAUCCCCUCAAGAGUUUCAAAGUCAAGAAAAUGAAAACUACACCGGCACCUUCGUCCGGGGACACUUAGCACGAACUUUGUUAGUAUCGCGAGUGAUAUUACUUUAACUUUCAUGACAUGUUCAAAAAUACUUGAAAUCACAUAAAUAUAAUUUAAAAUGUUGAAUUUUUAUACUGAAUGCUGUUUUUUUACCGCGGAUUAAAGGAAAAAGAUGGAUGGAACAAGUGUGUUAAUAAAUUAAUUAAUGUGAGAAUUUGUUGUAACAAAACAUGAGAGACAUAAUACAAGAGAAUUUAUAUUCUCUUGUAUACUUUUGUAAUUAUGGCGUAAAAUGAAUUGUUGAAUCGCUCCAUGGGUAUUGGGUAGUGAUUAUAAAAUAUGCGAAAGUGUGUUUGUUUUUAGUUUGUUCUUCAAUCACGACGCAACGGAGCAACGACGUGACUUUUUUUUGCAUGAAUAUCAUUUAAGAGAAUGACAUUGGCUACUUUUUAUCCUGGAAGAUCAAGUGUCCUCAGUAUUUUUAAAAACCUAAAUACAUGCAUCAGCUAAUACCUUUAUAAGAAACAAGCAGUUGCCCGCGACUUCGUCUGCUUCGUGUAGCUCUGUUGCAGCGUGAUUGAAAGACAAACCAACUUACUUUCGGUCUGAUAACUUGCAGUGUAGCACAUAAAAGUGUUAUAUCUUGUACGAUGAUACACUUAGUGUGUACUUAAAUCGGCUUCCUCUAGUAGGCUUCACAUUCUAGCGCCACAUCCAUCGUCUAUCUUUUUCCUUUGAUCUGAGUUUUUUUAUACAUAAAAAAUGUAUUUUUUAAUACAAAUGUUGUAAAGUGAAUAAAGUGUGUCUUA